CUGCCACGUUGGACUGAGGGCCGAGGGGCUGAGGCGCCGGCGGGAGCGGGACGAGGAAGAGGAGGGCGCCAGGAUGAAGUUGAAAGAAAUUGAUCGUACCGCUAUGCAGGCAUGGAGUCCUGCCCAGCAUCAUCCCAUUUACCUGGCUACAGGUACAUCUGCUCAGCAGUUGGAUGCCACUUUUAGUACUAAUGCUUCGCUGGAGAUAUUUGAAUUAGACUUAUCAGAUCCAUCGUUGGAUAUGAAGUCCUGUGCUAUUCACUCCUCCUCCCACAGGUAUCACAAGCUGAUUUGGGGGCCUCAUAAAAUGGAUUCAGAUGGAAAUCUUUCAGGAGUUCUAAUUGCAGGUGGUGAAAAUGGCAAUAUCAUUCUGUAUGAUCCUGCUAAAAUCCUAGCUGGAGACGGUGAGGUUGUGAUGGCCCAGAACGACAAGCACACUGGACCAGUGAGAGCUCUGGAUGUGAAUAUUUUCCAGACGAAUCUUGUAGCCUCCGGUGCCAAUGAGUCCGAAAUCUACAUUUGGGAUUUAAACAAUUUUGGGACCCCAAUGACACCUGGAGCCAAGACACAGCCUCCAGAAGAUAUUAGCUGCAUUGCAUGGAACCGGCAAGUUCAACAUAUUUUAGCGUCAGCCAGUCCUAGUGGUCGUGCAACCGUAUGGGACCUUAGAAAGAAUGAACCCAUCAUCAAAGUUAGUGACCAUAGUAAUAGGAUGCAUUGUUCAGGACUGGCGUGGCACCCUGAUGUUGCCACUCAGAUGGUUCUUGCCUCUGAAGACGACAGGCUGCCCGUGAUCCAGAUGUGGGACCUUCGUUUUGCUUCUUCUCCUCUUCGUGUCCUGGAGAAUCAUGCAAGGGGCAUUUUGGCUAUUGCUUGGAGCAUGGCAGAUCCUGAGCUGCUGCUAAGCUGCGGAAAAGAUGCUAAAAUUCUCUGCUGCAACCCAAACACAGGAGAGAUGCUGUAUGAGCUCCCUACACAUACACAGUGGUGUUUCGACAUUCAGUGGUGCCCCAGAAACCCAGCUGUCCUCUCGGCUGCUUCCUUUGAUGGACAUAUUAGCAUUUAUUCCAUUAUGGGAGGGAGCACAGAUGGCUUACGGCAGAAACAUGCUGACAAGCUUUCAUCAUCUUUUGGAAGUCUCGAUCCCUUUGGCACAGGACAGCCCCUUCCCCCACUGCAGCUUCCACAGCCGACAACCUCACCGAGCACCCUUCUGCCAUUGAAGAAACCUCCCAAAUGGAUCCGCAGGCCUCUUGGAGCUUCCUUUUCAUUUGGAGGCAAGUUGGUUACAUUUGAGAACCUCAAAAUGCAGCAGCAUCAGGGAGUUGAGCAGCAACAGCAGCACCACGUCUACAUCAGUCAAGUUGUCACAGAAAAGGAGUUCCUCAGUCGUUCAGAUCAACUGCAACAAGCUGUUCAGACCUUAGGGUUUGUCAGUUACUGUCAGAAAAAAAUUGAAAGUUCCCCAACAGAUUUUGAGAAAAACGUGUGGUCUUUUUUGAAGGUGAAUUUUGAAGAUGAUUGCCGCCACAAAUACCUUGAACUUCUGGGAUACAGAAAAGAUGACCUAGGACAGAAGAUUGCCUCAGUUCUGGAUAAAGAAGACGCAUCUGUGGAGAGUCACAAAGAUUCUGAGCAAAAUGAUGGGGAAGACAGCCUUCCUAUGGAAGAGCAGAGCUGCAGAGAAAGGGAGAAAGAGACUGAAAGUCCACUCAUGGCAGAAGGAACCUUUAAUAUCUCUGUCAAUGAAGAUUUAGAUGGCUUAAUUACCCAGGCUUUGUUGACUGGAAAUUUUGAAAGUGCCGUUGACCUUUGUUUACGAGAUAAUCGUAUGGCUGAUGCCAUUAUAUUGGCUAUAGCAGGAGGACAAGAGCUCCUUGCUCAGACCCAGAAAAAGUACUUUGCAAGAACUCAAAGCAAAAUGACCAGGCUGAUCACUGCAGUGGUGUUGAAGAACUGGAAGGAAAUUGUGCAAUCCUGUGCCCUAAUGAAUUGGAGAGAAGCUUUGGCUGCAGUAUUAACUUAUGCUAGCCCAGAUGAAUUUGCCCCUCUCUGUGAUAUGCUGGGGUCCAGACUGGAAAAUGAGGGAGAUGGCCUCCUGCAGCCUCAAGCAUGCCUGUGUUACAUUUGUGCUGGAAAUGUGGAAAAGCUGGUUGCAUGUUGGACUAAAGCUCAGGAUGGAAGCAGCUCCUUGGCCCUGCAGGAUCUGAUUGAAAAGGUGGUCAUUCUACGGAAGGCCGUUCAGCUUUCCCAAGAUAAGGAUACUAAUGCCAUAGGGGCACUUUUGGCAGAGAAGAUGAGUCAGUAUGCCAAUUUGCUGGCUGCCCAAGGUAGUAUUACUGCUGCUUUGGCAUUCCUUCCUGCAAACACCGAUCAGCCAGAUAUUGUACAACUGCGAGAUCGUCUAUGUAGAGCCCAAGAAAAGCCAUCGCUGACCCAGGAAGCACCCAGAAACACCUAUGAGACACAAUUUUUGCCCAAAGGAAGAUCGGGUUCAACAGUUGGCCAAGUCCAAACACCCCAAGUUCCAGCUGCACAAUAUUAUCACCAGGUUAGAGUUGCCCCUACUGUCACUACCUGGAGUAACAAAACUCCUACUGCCCUUCCCAGCCAUCCACCUGCAGACCCUCCCUCUGCCACACAGGGAGACAACCCGCCUUCUCCAGGUUUCAUCAUGCAAGGAAAUGUUAAUCUUAAUGCAGUGCCACAGCAGUCUACGUCUCCUCCUUAUGGAUACCCGCAGUCUGGGGGCCGACCACCAUAUCCACAGCCUCAGCAUUAUCCACCAGCCCAGCCCUAUCAAUUUGGAACCGGGGGGCCCGCGAUGUAUCAACCCCAGCAACCAGUUGCUCCUCCUGCUUGCAGCACUUACCCUAACACCUCUUACAUGGCUUCUGCUUCUCAUCCUGGGCAGUCUCAGCUCUAUGCAGGACAGCACCAGGCCUCUCCGGCUACCUCCAACCCCAUUUCUUCCUUCUCUCCUUCCUCUUCUUCUGGAGCAUCCUUCCAGCAUGGCGGCCCAGGGGCUCCACCAUCAUCUUCAGCUUAUGCACUGCCCUCCGGACCAACAGGUACACUGCCUGCUGCCAGUGAGCUGCCUGCAUCCCAAAGAACAGAAGAUCUAUUUAUUGAAGACCAGGGAUCUAUUCUGAAAGGACCUCAGAAUGGCUGGAAUGAUCCUCCGGCUCUGAAUAGAAUUCCAAAGAAGAAGAAGGUGCCUGAAAAUUUCCUGCCACCUGUUCCCAUCACCUCGCCAAUCAUGAACCCCCUGGCUGACUCACACUCCCAGAUGCUGCAGCAACAGCAGCCCUCAGCUGCAUCAAUGCCAGCCCAGGCCACAUUCCCACCGUCACACCUUCCAGGAGGGGAGCCCGUUCUGCAAAACUCUUUUCAUGGGCUGCAGCAGCCCCUGGGCCAACCACUCAUGCCACCGUCUAUCUCCAAGUCUAACACAGAAGGUGCUCCAGGAGCACCGAUUGGAAACACCAUACAGCAGGUGCAGGCAUUGCCAACAGAGAAGAUUACCAAGAAACCUAUUCCAGAAGAGCACCUUAUUCUCAAGGCCACAUUCGAGGCCCUCAUCCAGAGAUGCCUCUCCUCCGCCACUGAUCCGCAAACCAAGAGGAAGUUAGAUGAUGCCAACAAACGCCUGGAGUUUCUCUACGAUAAGCUUAGGGAGCAAACACUUUCCCCUGCCAUCAUCAGUGGCUUACACAGCAUUGCCCGGAGCAUUGAAACCCGGAACUACCCCGAGGGACUCAACACCCACACCCAUAUAGUCAGCACCAGCAACUUCAGUGAGAUCUCUGCCUUCAUGCCUGUGCUUAAAGUUGUUCUCACUCAAGCCAACAAACUCGGAGUGUGAGGUACCGGGAGGGUUCCCAACCAGUCCUGCCAUUCUUCCAAGGAAACCUGUCUUCCCCCACCCUCCCAAAGUCUGAGAAACGGACCAAGCAUCAGGCCACACUAGCAUGCCUCAGUAGUGAUCAGCUGCCCUGGCAGAUAUACUCACCUUCAAGCAACCUCAGCCCUGGGUUGUUGGGGUUUUUUCCUCUUUUUAUUCUUUUAAUGCCCGUGACUAUUUCUCUCUUCUACAGAUCAGGUAUUUAAUAACGCACUCGCACACACAAAGCUACCAAAAUGAGCGUUAUAUUGAUAAAAGGGAUUUUUAAUAUCUUGCUGUGCUGUUUAAAAAACGAGCAUUUGGUUUAGCAUAAAGCUAGGCUUAACACGUUUUCUUUUUUCCUGACUCCCCUUCCCUUUCAUAUCAGUCAAAUUAAAAUAUAUAAUCCCGUU
Tachyglossus aculeatus (Australian echidna) is the source of this 4296-nucleotide messenger RNA. It is a transcript of the gene SEC31A, whose product is annotated as SEC31 homolog A, COPII coat complex component. Gene Ontology annotation, molecular function: protein binding; structural molecule activity. Gene Ontology annotation, biological process: endoplasmic reticulum to Golgi vesicle-mediated transport; intracellular protein transport; endoplasmic reticulum organization. The coding region runs from base 74 to 3865 and encodes 1263 amino acids. The transcript is spliced from 29 exons. The record is from RefSeq and is a predicted model, not a curated record. NCBI's taxonomy places the organism in Eukaryota, Metazoa, Chordata, Mammalia, Monotremata, Tachyglossidae. Gene Ontology annotation, cellular component: endoplasmic reticulum exit site; COPII vesicle coat.